Cooperia oncophora is the source of this 648-nucleotide messenger RNA. NCBI's taxonomy places the organism in Eukaryota, Metazoa, Nematoda, Chromadorea, Rhabditida, Trichostrongylidae. The record is from the annotation of a GenBank genome assembly.
AUGUGGACGGUAUGGCCUCUGAAUUGGUUUGAGGAUAUAUUAAAUAGUGAGUACCUUCUAUGGCUUUUUCUUCCGAUCAUCAUUGUAUUCGUCGUGCCGGCGUUCCUGGUGAUAUUCAUUUAUGGUUGUGUAAUAUUUCUUCACGUUUAUGGGUUUCGCCACCAAAUUCGUGAGGCUUACCAUACUAGUUAUUGGAACGGAGCACGUAUUGCCAUCACGUCAUUCUGGGAUGCGGUUGGACACGUUUGGCACGGUUAUGAAUUAGAUGGUAUCGAAAACGUGCCAGAUAACGGGUCUGCCCUCUUUAUAUAUUACCACGGGUGUCUGCCGUUGGAUGUAUACUACCUCAUCGCUAAACUGGUACUUCACAAAAACCGUUCGCUUCAUUGCGUUGGCGAUAAGUUCAUCUUCAAAAUUCCAGGUUGGAGUGCUAUCUGUAAAGUAUUCAUGAUCACGCCCGGCACUGUUGAGGAAUGCACUAAUCAAUUGAGAGAAGGCAAUCUUCUCUGCAUAGCUCCUGGAGGUGUGCGAGAAGCGCUCUUCUCCGAUCCCAACGUGUACGACAUGCUAUGGGGAAAACGUCUGGGGUUCGCUCGAGUAGUGAUUAACUCAAGGACGGUAAGUGAUUUCCUAGGUGUUAAGAUCUGA